Molecule: messenger RNA, 1446 nt
Organism: Symbiodinium natans
Lineage: Eukaryota; Dinophyceae; Suessiales; Symbiodiniaceae
Source: the annotation of a GenBank genome assembly
AUGCCUAUAACUUUACUGCACGAGCAGCCUCGUCUGCCAGGCAUUCAGUUGCACAGGAACUUGUUGGCGGCUUUCCUGGAGAUCGUCGGGCUCUAUGCUUCUCCGACAGCUACCGUGCAAGCAGAUGUGCUGCUGGCUUUCGAAGUGUUCUCUUCUGCCAGGCCUAGACGACAUGUGGUCCGGCAAUAUGCUUGGCUCACUGCUGUCUCUUCCAGAGCAGGAGCAUUGAAGGCAGAUCAGGUUUUCGUUCUCGCUGAAAUUUCCGAGCCCUUUCAGUUUGGGGCUGGGCCAGGGAGGUUUGACAAUAUGCUGCUCGACCUGGCUUUUGAGAAGUAUGUGGAUUGCCAGAAGGACUACUUGCCUGUCCCUGCUGGUGAAAGGCGGGUAGGUCGUUUGCAGACGCUUCUCUCAGACGCAUUCGCCUUUCAUUUGCUCAGUCUGUUCGACGACGAGAACAUGUCUCCCAGCACAGUGGUAAUCAACAAGUUGCUGUUCCAAGACAUCAGCCCAAAGCAGGUUCGAGUGACAGGGUUGGACACUAGCUUCCAGCAAGCCGUGGUGACUGUGGAUGGCGAUGCAGGGCAGGAUGACUCAGAGGUUGCAGGGGAGCCACUCAUGGAGCCUGGACAGCCCGAAGAGUAUGACGAUGCACGCGCCGGCGACGGUGUGGAUUUUCUGUCCUUGCUGGACGAUGGUGCCGGCCCAGAUCUCCCGCCCACAAAGAGGAGGAGGACAAGACGGACCUCUAUGCAGCCGCCUGGUGAAGAAGGUGAUGUCCAAGAAACUGACAUCCUGGAUGACCCACAGCUGCAGGCUAUUCUCGGGCCAAAACAAAUUGCAGAACUCAAGAAGGCUGUGGAGGUCUGCAGCGCCAUAGAGGUCCCUGAGCAAACUUGGAUGUCGACCCGCGCGUCUGCAGACUCAGACAGUGACAUUCUUGAGGAGUGCCACGUUGACUGUGACGUUGAAGAACAGGAACACGGUGCCGCUUGCUCCACUCGAACUUCAUCAGCUCCGGCAUCUGGUUCAGCAGCUUCAGCAGAUGUUGGACGACCAGGGCCGUCUGAACCAGUGAGCAGAGCGGCAGCAGCUGGCAGCUCUGGCGUGGUGCAUGACUGGCAGUUGCUGUCGACCGAGGAAGAUGGCAGCCGGGUUGAAGUCAAGUACGGUGGUCAUGGUACCACUUUCUGCACGGUUCGCCGAGUGUUUCGAGGUGUGGUGGAGGAGUUAGGUGCUGCCAAUCUGCUAGUGAAACAUGCAACAGGGCAAGAGUCACUCAGAGCUGUGUGCAGGAAACACAAAAAAUGUGAGUGCUGGAUCAGCAACACGCAUCACUCCGACUUACUUUUGCAAUGGCUCCGUGUGGCUCACAAGGAGUCGCCUGACAGCCAUGCCCGCCUAAGUCUGGAGUUGAGAAGGUCCAUUGGCAUGAAGGUUCGCGCCUGA